AGUAAGAGAGCUGGGCAGAGUUGAGGACGGUUGUGGGGAAGCGGGCCACGCCUCUUACAGGUGGAUUUUUGUGUCAGUUACCUGUAUCGGGAGGUGCUAGUGAGUCCUCAGGCCACUCACUGCUCCACUGCUCCAGCGGUGGAAUCCGAAGUGAGUCUCUAGAGAGGACCAAACCUGUCGCUGGGGCCAUUGUGAUUCUCAGAGCCCUGAAGAAAAUGAGCAUGAGUGUCAAGAAGAAAGAUCUUAUCACCUUACAGGACCCUGAAGCCAAGUAUCCGCUGCCUUUGAUUGAGAAGGAGCAAAUCAACCACAACACCAGAAGGUUCCGCUUUGGACUGCUCUCACCAGACCAUGUCCUAGGGCUUCCUGUAGGUAACUAUGUCCAUCUCUUGGCACAAAUUAACAGUGAAUUGGUGAUCAGGGCUUACACGCCUGUCUCCAGUGAUGAUGAUCGAGGCUUUGUGGACUUCAUUAUAAAGAUCUACUUCAAAAAUGUGCACCCCAAGUAUCCUGAAGGAGGAAAGAUGACUCAGUACUUGGAGAACAUGAAAAUUGGGGACACCAUCCUUUUUCGGGGGCCAACGGGGCGCCUGUUCUACAUUGAACCUGGGACCCUUCUAAUCAAAGCAGACAAAACGAGUGAGCCUGAGAAAAAGCUGGUUCAUCACCUGGGGAUGAUUGCUGGAGGCACAGGCAUUACACCCAUGCUGCAGCUGAUUCGCCACAUCACGAAGGACGGCAGCGAUGGGACCAGGAUGUCGCUCCUCUUUGCCAACCAGACAGAAGAGGAUAUCUUGCUGAGAAAGGAGCUAGAAGAAGUCGCCAGGACUCACCAGAACCAGUUUGACCUGUGGUAUACACUGGACAGGCCUCCCAGUGGCUGGAAGUAUAGCUCGGGCUUUGUUACUGCUGACAUGAUCAAGGAGCACCUUCCUCCUCCUGGGGAGACCACACUCAUCCUGAAGUUGUGCUUCAAAUCCCAUCAUUCGACCCAGAUGAUGCAGGGACCGCUAGUGCCACCUGCAGUUCAGAGUGAGAAUAACACACUGAUGCUCUUGUUACUUUGGGGGUAAGCUCACCCCAACUCCAUUCCUUAUAACCUUCCUUAUAGGCCAGAGGUUCUGUGGAGCUUUUGUUCUCUAAGUUACACAGGAGGAAACAGACAGUGUUAGUCAUGCAUUUCCCCAGUCAUUCAAACAGUGGGUGGCACAGUUGCCUUUAAACCUGGAUCUGUUUAACUCUAUGUCUGUUCUCCUUUCGGAAGAACUGGCAUAGUAGCAGCACUGUUAGCAGCUACUGCUGGACUCGCAUCAUGCGAUGUGGAUGUGCACGUGUGUGUGUGUGUGUGUGUGUGUGUGUGUGUGUGCAGGAGGGGGAGGAGGGCUGGGGGUACAAGAAAAAGAAGAGAGGAUUGUGGUUACAGGGAGCUCUCUAUACCCUUCACCACCUCAAACAAGGCUGGGAAGGACACUCCACGUCCAUCCACCCACUUGUGCUCAGUGUGUCCUCACAUAAUGCUCUACUUAGGGAAAGACACGACUGUCCACUCUGGGCUACAUUGCCCAGCUUGGCCUUGAACUUGCUCUGUAGCCCAAGUCAUCCGUGAACCGCAGAAUCCUCCUGCCUCAGCUUCCCAACUAAUAAUAACUAGGAUUACAAGCAUGUGCCGCCAGGUUCAGCUGCAAAGCCUUUCACCAGUGGACUCGUCCCACCUGGCUAGAUUUUUUUUGUUCCCUAGACCUUCUGGUGAUUUUAUUGGUCAUUUGACAAAGCCUGGAGAUGUUUUUGGCUUGCCUAGCCAGAGGAGGUACCAAUGAUAGUGGUCACUGGCAACCUGAUUAAAAGCAGUACACCUGGGACUGACAGUCCACACGGACUCAGCGGUUUAAGCGGCAGGUACACAUGAACAUAACCUAAGAGUGAACUGUCAACAUCUCAGAGGCACACAGUGCUGAAGGGCAGAGUUGAUUUGGAACCAGAAGAAAUAAUAAAGGAAUUGAAGCAAAGACAAAUCGGUGGACUCACAAAGGCUGGCAAGAUGGUGGAAAGGUGGCACAAAGGUGGCAAGACAGCAAGCUCAUCUGUGAUUAAGGAAUUCAAAGCAGAAAUGUGACAAGGUGACAGAAGUGGAAAAUGUUUGGCAGGGACCAUCUAGGAAAGUGAGGAAUCAAGUAGAAAACCAUGGGCAGCGGUCAGAUCGCAAGGCUGGAACUAUAACAGCCAUGGCCUGGGCAGGAACUGGCUUGUAUGAAAUGGAACAGAAAAAUAAAUAAAGUUCUAGUUUGAAGACUGUC
Messenger RNA from Arvicanthis niloticus (Nile rat), 2294 nucleotides. Lineage: Eukaryota; Metazoa; Chordata; Mammalia; Rodentia; Muridae. The record is from RefSeq and is a predicted model, not a curated record.